GCGCAAAAGGACGAAGUUGUUUUAUUUUUGGGCGUGGUCAAGUUUUAACAGCAAACUGUAAAAGAUGUCUUCUUUCGACAAGACGCUGGAAACGUUGGCGCCACAGGACGCCAGAAAGUGGCAGGAGUUCAAGAGCAGCGACUGGAAGAAAAUCCAGGAGGCUGUGCUGACGCUGUUCCAGCAGAAGAGGUAUCCGACUCUGGCACAGGAUCUGCACCAACUCAACCACAAGCUCGGGCAAGACUUGUGGCCGAGGUAGCUACAGAUUUACCCAAUUAUUACUUUGUGUUUCCACAGCAAAUUGUUUCGUUCCGAGGUUGGUCAGUUUAUUGGAGAAUUCUACCAGGACCAGAUAUUGAAGCGAGGGAUGAUUGUUCUCAGACAUGAAGUGAUAGAAAAAGAAGGUCUAGAGCUACUAAAGAAGCUGGCAACAGUUUGGACUCAGUUCUACACCUCAAUCCUGCCCACCCUCCAGGCCAUAUUCGCCCCUGUCCAGUUGGAGAACCUGUCAAUUCGGGCUCUAACUCUCCUCGUCUUUAGAGACGUGGUUCUGCUCAAGACACAGAUCAAAGUGGCGCUAAAGAGUGUGGCAGAGGAAGCGAUGCCUCCCCAGAUCCCCCAGAUGCUCCUGGUCCUCCAGGGGGUCCAUAGGUUACCACCCACCGACGACUAUUUCACCCUCGUCUCUCUCCUCCCCUACGUCGUGAAGCCCUACCAGUGUCUCGUUCCGAGACUCAGGAACCAAAUCACCGAGCCCGAGAGCACAGGAGGUAGGAUAUCGAGGUCGGAGACCAUGUCUGGAAGGGACAGUCCGUCCAUCCUGGCCCGCAGCGCCUCCCCAGUCAAGAGACGACACAGCUACGGCGAGAUGGACUCCGAGGAGAGCCGAGGGGAAAGCCCCCUCAUUAAUAGAUCACCCCACCCUGUCUAGACCCACGUUCAGUUUCAAUUUUCUAAAAAUCAUGCCAUAAACUUUACGCCUUUUCACUGUGACUCUUGUGUGUUGCUAUUGAUCACAACCUUCUAGACUCACUUUCAAUAUCAAGAUUUUUUUCAAUGGUUUGUUUUGUUGUUGUUGCUAUUGAUGUCUUUCCAAAGAGCCUUCUGUCCUUCCAAUGUCCCAGUUCUGAUGGUCUUGAGUGCCGGCUCUAGAAUGGUCUUCGUCUUCUCUCUCACUCCGUUCACCUUACUGGAGAGGAGGCUGCAAACGAUGAAGGCCCCUCUGUUGGUAUUGGUCCAGGCUCUUAUGUUGUCCUCCGAAACUCCCUCAAGAAUCAUCUCUGCAAAAGACCUCGUCUUCUCGAUUUCGUCUCCUCCAGUUUCCUUCUCCCCGCUUCCUCCUCUCUUCUCGUCCUCAUUUUCCCUCUCCUCCCCACCUCCUUCCUCUCCUUCUCCCCCCUCUUCUCCAUU
Messenger RNA from Geodia barretti, 1410 nucleotides. The record is from the annotation of a GenBank genome assembly. Lineage: Eukaryota; Metazoa; Porifera; Demospongiae; Tetractinellida; Geodiidae.